This is a messenger RNA of Oncorhynchus gorbuscha (pink salmon), 469 nucleotides long. RefSeq names its product kinesin-like protein KIF1C. NCBI's taxonomy places the organism in Eukaryota, Metazoa, Chordata, Actinopteri, Salmoniformes, Salmonidae. The record is from RefSeq and is a predicted model, not a curated record. The transcript has 2 exons. The coding region runs from base 122 to 463 and encodes 113 amino acids.
CAUUUUUUGUCAUGUUCAAUAUGUCUUCUAUUUUCUGACCCUCUUCCCUCCUCCUCUUCCUCCUCCACCUCCACUCUUCCUCUUCUUUCUCCUUCCCCUCCCCCCAGGUAACCGUAUAGUGAUGGGGAAGAACCAUGUGUUCCGGUUCACCCACCCAGAACAGGCCCGUCUGGAGAGAGAACAGAGAGAGAGGAGCAGUACCAGUCCCAGCCACCAGGAGACCGAAUGCACUGCCAACACAGGCCUCCAGGGGGAGCCAGAGGACUGGACCUACGCUCAGCGAGAACUACUGGAGAAACAAGGGAUAGACAUCAAACUGGAGAUGGAGAAGAGGCUGCAGGACAUGGAGAUUCAGUACCGGAGGGAGAAGGAGGAGGCUGACCUGUUACUGGAACAACAGAGACUGGUGAGACUGACUGACCUGUUACUGGAACAACAGAGACUGGUGAGACUGACUGGCUGACCUGUU